AUGGCUGGUAACAUUUUAAAUCGACUGUUUCGUCUGAACUUCCCUGACUGCACAAGAGAGGCCUUGAUGUUUUUAACAUCUUUCAUAUCCCAGGACUGUCCUACCAUCCCGGGACUCAGCGCCAACACAGAACAGAUGAUUGUAGAGAUUUGCCAGGAGUUUGUUCUCUUCAAGUCCAUGAGAGGCCCACAGAAGAAACUGACUGAGGUCCAGGAAUUACACUUACUGGAUAUGAUCUGCAAAUGUUUCUCUGAAGCCCCAGAGAAAAGCAAAUACAGAAUAUUCAAUCUUAUGUUUGGAUUGGUCUCCCUUGCCUUGUCAGUCCGGUGCACCCCUGUAUUAUUUUGUGCUGCCAUCUGGAUGCAGGAAAGAGACAGUCUUAGUCCAGAUGUGAAAGGAUUGACUCAGCGAUUGGUCAGCGACUAUUGCCUGUUGUACCCAGAUCCUUCUAGUGUGUUUUCCUCUCUACCAUCAGUCUCCCCAUUGUUUGCCUGCAAUUUUGUCACCUCCGCCACAUCGUUCUAUUCAUUUGCAGGUGCCGAUAGUUUGCCGCCACUUUCCCUGCUACAGCACGUGAGUGACUGGGUGUACAAAGACAACACAAUGUGCUGUGAGUCUCUACGCCAGGCCACCAUUCACAGUGCAUACACCACACCUUUCCCUGGCCUGACUGGUUGGUGUGUGCGAGGGCCAGUCGUGUGCUGCCAGCUGAAAGAGAGAGGACCAGACUGCCCCAUCAGCAAUGUCCACAUUGAGCAGCUGUUACAGUGUCUGAAUAAACUUCACCUGGCUUUGCUGCAGAGCCUCGUGUUCACAGCCAGCGUGAAUCUCUCUCCUGGACUCAUCAGCGCCAGCGACCUGGCACAUAUAGGUCAGACAUUACAUGUAGUCUGCAGCCCCAAGCCAAAGCACGAGGAAUUGGCGGCGUGUAAUAUAGCCCUGGAACGACUAGCACAGAUCCUUCAAGUGGCAUCCACAACAAGAACCUACAUACCUGAUAGAGGAAAAAUCAAAGAAAUGGAAAUAUUAGCAAAAGAAAAACUUCCAUAUUGCAGACUCCUAAACAUGGUGCUAAACAAACAGUUGAAUCCAGAUGCAUCCAUCAAAGGAAGAGUUACAAGCUAA
This is a messenger RNA of Candidula unifasciata, 1125 nucleotides long. NCBI's taxonomy places the organism in Eukaryota, Metazoa, Mollusca, Gastropoda, Stylommatophora, Geomitridae. The record is from the annotation of a GenBank genome assembly.